AUGUACAGUUUCAACCAUCGUCUAACGGCAUUUUUUUCCCCACACAAACUAGAAGUGAUAUCCACUCACAAUGCCCAGUUCUGCAGCUCAUGGGGAAACUACCACUUCAAGACUUUUGAUGGAGACUUCUUUCAGCUUCCCUUAAAGUGCAACUACGUCCUGGUUUCUGACUGCAAGAACGACUAUGAAAACUUCAAUAUUCAGUUCCAACGGCAGGAGGAAAAUGGUGUCACCACCAUUAAAAAGAUCACGAUGAAACUUGAUGGAGUUAUUGUGAAAUUAGACAACACUGGCGUCAAAGUCGAUGAUAAAAUUGUCACUGUACCAUUCAGCCAGAAUGGCAUUUCUAUUGGAAAAGUUAUGUCCUAUGUUAAAAUCGAGGCAAAGCUGGGUUUGACUGUCAUGUGGAAUGAAGAAAACUCCCUUUCGGUUGAGUUGGAUACACAAUUCAUGAAUCAGACCUGUGGCCUGUGUGGUGAUUUCAAUGGCAUCCAGAUUUAUGAUGAGUUCAUCAAAACAGAAACAAGCGAGUCUGUAGCAAAAGAGGAAUAUGGGGCUAACUGGAAAGUGGAUGGACCUGAUGGAAAAUGUGAAGAGGACUCUGCUGAAGCCAAUCAAAUCUGUGCAAACCAGAAAGGCCUCUGUGAGAACCUGCUGUCAGGACCGGCUUUCCUCAGCUGUCAAGACCUGAUCGAUACUGAGUCCUUUAUCGAAGCCUGUGUGCAGGACCUGUGCCACUGUAACAGCAGCAAAACAUGCUUGUGUUCAACUGUAUCAGAGUUCUCCCGUCAGUGUGCUCAUGCAGGCGGACAACCACAAAAUUGGAAGACCGCAGAGCUGUGUGCAAAAACAUGCCCUUUCAACAUGGAGUAUCAGGAAUGUGAAAGUCCCUGUACUGACACCUGCAGCAAUCCCCAGAGAAGCCAAGUGUGUGAUGAUCACUGCGUAGAUGGAUGCUUCUGUCCGUCUGGGACUGUCUUUGAUGACGUUGCGCAGACUGGGUGUGUUGCUGUUGACCAGUGCUCCUGCUUACACAAUGGCAAGGAAUACAAAUCAGGAGAAUCAUACUCUAGGACAUGUAAAACAUGCACCUGUACCAAAGGCCAGUGGAACUGUAAGGAUGUGGAUUGUCCUGGUAUCUGCUCUGUGCUGGGUGGAUCGCACAUUUUUACCUAUGAUGAUAAAAAAUACACUUUCCAUGGAGAAUGCUCUUAUGUUCUCACUAAGGAAAUGCAUGGCACUACUGUUAUUGGUGACUUCCGUGGCUGUGAAAAAACAGCUAAAUCAACUUGCCUGACUGCAGUCACUCUUCUACUGCCUAACCAAAUGACGAUUGUAGUAAAAGCUGACGGACAGGUUUUUAAAAACAACAUUUUGGCUAACCUGCCAUCUUUCUUAGAUGAUGUAACCAUUUUAAGCCCAUCAACAUUCUUUGUUGUGAUCAGCACCUCCUACGGGCUUCAUCUUGAGAUUCAGUUAACAUCCGUUAUGCAGAUUUACAUCAAAGCCAAUGUGUCCAAUAAAGGAAAACUCAAGGGCCUUUGUGGAGAUUUUAAUGAUGUGGAAGCAGAUGACUUCAAAACAACGAAUGGAUUGAUCGAAGGAACGGCUGGGAUAUUUGCCAACACAUGGAAGAUCAAAACAAGCUGUCCCAAUGUGAAAAAUAGACUGAUGGAUCCAUGUUCUCAGAGUGUAGACAAGGAGAAAUAUGCCAAAUACUGGUGCUCCUUGCUGUCAGAUGCUAAUGGGAUUUUCUCCCAGUGCCAUUCUGAAAUAAACCCCUGAAGAUUUUCACAGUCUUGUAUUUAUGACACCUGCAUCUGUGACAAUAGUGAGAAAUGCAUGUGUGCUGCUUUAUCCUCCUACGUCCAUGCAUGUGCUGCUGAAGGUGUCUUAUUGGAGGGAUGGAGGGACAUCACAUGCAAGCAAUACACAACAACAUGCCCAUCUAACUUUGUGUAUGGCUACCAAAUGGAAAGCUGUGGUCGCACCUGUCGCUCUCUAAGUCAGUCGGACUUAACAUGUGAGGUUAAAUUUACCCCGCUUGAUGGCUGCGGCUGUGCAAAAGGAACUUACCUUAAUGACGAGGGAGAGUGUGUGUCAGCUACAAAAUGCCCCUGUUAUGUGGAAGACAUGGUGGUUGCUCCCGGCAGCGUCAUAAGAAUCAGCGGACAAACUUGCUCAUGCCAUGGUGGAAAACUAAGCUGUACAGGAAUCCACAUUAGGGAAUCUUGCAAAAGUCCAAUGGUAUAUUUCGACUGCUCAAGUGCAAAGCCUGGUGUCAACGGAUCUGAGUGCCAAAAAAGCUGCCAAACAGUGGACACAGAAUGUGUCAGUAAAAAAUGUGUCUCAGGCUGUGUAUGUCCUGCUGGCCUACUGUCAGAUGAUGAAGGAGGCUGUAUUGCAGAAGAGAACUGUCCCUGCACAUAUCAUGGAGAAUCUUAUCCAUCUGGACAGACUGUCACUGUAGACUGCAAUACCUGCACUUGCAAAAGCAGAAAAUGGAAGUGUACAGAUCGUCAGUGUGAUGGUACCUGUACCAUAUAUGGAGAAGGACACUACAUCACUUUUGAUGAAAAGAAGUUUUCCUUUAACGGAGACUGUGGAUACGUCUUUACCCAGGAUUACUGUGGGGACCAAAUGGAUGGCACUUUCAGGGUUGUAACUGAGAGCAUCCCAUGUGGAACAACUGAAAGCAUCUGCUCCACUGCUAUUAAGCUCUACUUAGGGAACACAGAAAUUGUUCUUUCGGAGGAAGAUGUCAAAGUAAUCAAACAAAACAAAGGAAUUGACAUACCAUAUCAGGUCCACACUAUUGGUAUAUACCUCGUCAUUGAGGCAAAGAAUGGUCUUGUUCUCAUUUGGAAUAAGAAGACAACACUCAUGAUCAAACUGAGCUCCACAUUCAAGGGGAAAGUCUGUGGACUGUGUGGGAAUUACGAUGGCAAUAUAAAAAAUGAUUUCACCACAAGGAACAAAGAAGUUGUCGUUGAAGCCCUUGAGUUUGGAAACAGCUGGAAAGUGUCACCUACCUGUCCUAAUGCCAAAGCACUAAAAAAUCCUUGCAGUCUGUACUCACACAGACAGGCAUGGGCAUUAAAACACUGCAGCAUUAUCAACAGUAAAGUAUUUGCUGUUUGCCAUUCAAAGGUGGAUCCACAAAACUAUUAUGAUGCUUGUGUGAAAGACACAUGUGCCUGCAAUACAGGAGGAGAUUGUGAAUGUUUCUGCUCAAGUGUUGCAGCCUAUGCAGCAGCCUGUAAUAAGGCCGGGGCAUGUAUAAAAUGGAGAACUCCCACCAUCUGCCCUCUAUUCUGUGAUUUUUACAACCCUGAUGGAGAAUGUGAAUGGCAUUAUGAACCAUGUGGAAAACCAUGCAUGAAGACAUGUAGGAAUCCCUCAGGAGAGUGCUACAAUCAAAUUCCAGAAUUAGAAGAAAAGUCCACCACAACAACAAGUGGAGAGCCCAGUACCCCUGCAACUACAGAAAAACCUAGCACCACAACAACUGCUAAAUCCACAACAACCAUAAAAGAGCCCAUCACAACCACUACGCUCACAGAGAAACCCACCACAACAGUCGCAGAGAAGCCCAGCACUACUGCUGCUACAACCACAAAGAAAUCCUCCACAACAUCUGCAAACUGCUUUCGUUGUUCUUGGUCAGUUUGGACCGACAGUCAUUACCCUGAGGACAGCAGUGACGGUGGAGAGUAUGAGCCUAUUGACAAAAUUACGAAUCCAGAUCUGAGUACUUGCAGUGAACCUCUGAAAAUAGAGUGUAGAUCAAAAGACCAUAAAGAUACACCCUUGAAUCAAAUUGGUCAGAAAUUAACAUGCAACCCAGAAGUUGGACUGAGAUGUAACAAUAAAGAUCAAGGUUUUGCUCCUCCAUGUUAUGACUAUGAAAUACGAGUCCAAUGUUGCAUCAACAUUUGUGCACCAUCAACCACAAAGGCCCCCUCCACAACACCAACCAAAGGAACCAUACCUUCAACCACUACAACAUCUGGACCAACAGAAAAAAUUGGCACCACCUCUGGUGCCGUCACAGAAAAUCCAACGACAACCACGCUCACAGAAGAGCCCACCACAACAACCACAACCACAGAAAAACCUGUAACAAGCACUGCUGGAACAACUCCAAAACCCACUGAAACAACACCUGAAGUUGUAACACAUACAGUGGUCACAACAGUACAAUCAACGAGCUCUGUUGUCAUUCCUACAACUACUGCAACCACAGAGAAGACCACAACAACAGCCACAGAGAAGACCAGCACUACUGCAGCCACAACCACAGAACAACCCACAGUGACAGAAGAAUCAACCACAAUCUCAGAAAAACCCACAGCCACCACAACAGCCACAGAAAAGCCCAGUUCUACUGCCUCUCCAACCACAGAACAACCCACAUUUGGACCGACAGUCAUUACCCUGAGGACAGCAGUGACGGUGGAGAAAAAACCUAGCACCACAACAACUGCUAAAUCCACAACAACCAUAAAAGAGCCCAUCACAACCACUACACUCACAGAGAAACCCACCACAACAGUCGCAGAGAAGCCCAGCACUACUGCUGCUACAACCACAAAGAAAUCCUCCACAACAUCUGCAAACUGCUUUCGUUGUUCUUGGUCAGUUUGGACCGACAGUCAUUACCCUGAGGACGGCAGUGACGGUGGAGAGUAUGAGCCUAUUGACAAAAUUACGAAUCCAGAUCUGAGUACUUGCAGUGAACCUCUGAAAAUAGAGUGUAGAUCAAAAGACCAUAAAGAUACACCCUUGAAUCAAAUUGGUCAGAAAUUAACAUGCAACCCAGAAGUUGGACUGAGAUGUAACAAUAAAGAUCAAGGUUUUGCUCCUCCAUGUUAUGACUAUGAAAUACGAGUCCAAUGUUGCAUCAACAUUUGUGCACCAUCAACCACAAAGGCCCCCUCCACAACACCAACCAAAGGAACCAUACCUUCAGCCACUACAACAUCUGGAUCAACAGAAAAAAUUGGCACCACCUCUGGUGCCGUCACAGAAAAUCCAACGACAACCACGCUCACAGAAGAGCCCACCACAACAACCACAACCACAGAAAAACCUGUAACAAGCACUGCUGGAACAACUCCAAAACCCACUGAAACAACACCUGAAGUUGUAACACAUACAGUGGUCACAACAGUACAAUCAACGAGCUCUGUUGUCGUUCCUACAACUACUGCAACCACAGAGAAGACCACAACAACAGCCACAGAGAAGACCAGCACUACUGCAGCCACAACCACAGAACAACCCACAGUGACAGAAGAAUCAACCACAAUCUCAGAAAAACCCACAGCCACCACAACAGCCACAGAAAAGCCCAGUUCUACUGCCUCUCCAACCACAGAACAACCCACAGUGACAGAAAAAUCAACCACAACCGCAGAAAGACCAACAACAACAGCAGCGGUCACAGAAAAGUCCACCACAACAACAAGUGGAGAGCCCAGUACCCCUGCAACUACAGAAAAACCUAGCACCACAACAACUGCUAAAUCCACAACAACCAUAAAAGAGCCCAUCACAACCACUACACUCACAGAGAAACCCACCACAACAGUCGCAGAGAAGCCCAGCACUACUGCUGCUACAACCACAAAGAAAUCCUCCACAACAUCUGCAAACUGCUUUCGUUGUUCUUGGUCAGUUUGGACGACAGUCAUUACCCUGAGGACGGCAGUGACGGUGGAGAGACGCAGUGACGGUGGAGAGUAUGAGCCUAUUGACAAAAUUACGAAUCCAGAUCUGAGUACUUGCAGUGAACCUCUGAAAAUAGAGUGUAGAUCAAAAGACCAUAAAGAUACACCCUUGAAUCAAAUUGGUCAGAAAUUAACAUGCAACCCAGAAGUUGGACUGAGAUGUAACAAUAAAGAUCAAGGUUUUGCUCCUCCAUGUUAUGACUAUGAAAUACGAGUCCAAUGUUGCAUCAACAUUUGUGCACCAUCAACCACAAAGGCCCCCUCCACAACACCAACCAAAGGAACCAUACCUUCAGCCACUACAACAUCUGGAUCAACAGAAAAAAUUGGCACCACCUCUGGUGCCGUCACAGAAAAUCCAACGACAACCACGCUCACAGAAGAGCCCACCACAACAACCACAACCACAGAAAAACCUGUAACAAGCACUGCUGGAACAACUCCAAAACCCACUGAAACAACACCUGAAGUUGUAACACAUACAGUGGUCACAACAGUACAAUCAACGAGCUCUGUUGUCGUUCCUACAACUACUGCAACCACAGAGAAGACCACAACAACAGCCACAGAGAAGACCAGCACUACUGCAGCCACAACCACAGAACAACCCACAGUGACAGAAGAAUCAACCACAAUCUCAGAAAAACCCACAGCCACCACAACAGCCACAGAAAAGCCCAGUUCUACUGCCUCUCCAACCACAGAACAACCCACAGUGACAGAAAAAUCAACCACAACCGCAGAAAGACCAACAACAACAGCAGCGGUCACAGAAAAGUCCACCACAACAACAAGUGGAGAGCCCAGUACCCCUGCAACUACAGAAAAACCUAGCACCACAACAACUGCUAAAUCCACAACAACCAUAAAAGAGCCCAUCACAACCACUACACUCACAGAGAAACCCACCACAACAGUCGCAGAGAAGCCCAGCACUACUGCUGCUACAACCACAAAGAAAUCCUCCACAACAUCUGCAAACUGCUUUCGUUGUUCUUGGUCAGUUUGGACCGACAGUCAUUACCCUGAGGACGGCAGUGACGGUGGAGAGUAUGAGCCUAUUGACAAAAUUACGAAUCCAGAUCUGAGUACUUGCAGUGAACCUCUGAAAAUAGAGUGUAGAUCAAAAGACCAUAAAGAUACACCCUUGAAUCAAAUUGGUCAGAAAUUAACAUGCAACCCAGAAGUUGGACUGAGAUGUAACAAUAAAGAUCAAGGUUUUGCUCCUCCAUGUUAUGACUAUGAAAUACGAGUCCAAUGUUGCAUCAACAUUUGUGCACCAUCAACCACAAAGGCCCCCUCCACAACACCAACCAAAGGAACCAUACCUUCAGCCACUACAACAUCUGGAUCAACAGAAAAAAUUGGCACCACCUCUGGUGCCGUCACAGAAAAUCCAACGACAACCACGCUCACAGAAGAGCCCACCACAACAACCACAACCACAGAAAAACCUGUAACAAGCACUGCUGGAACAACUCCAAAACCCACUGAAACAACACCUGAAGUUGUAACACAUACAGUGGUCACAACAGUACAAUCAACGAGCUCUGUUGUCGUUCCUACAACUACUGCAACCACAGAGAAGACCACAACAACAGCCACAGAGAAGACCAGCACUACUGCAGCCACAACCACAGAACAACCCACAGUGACAGAAGAAUCAACCACAAUCUCAGAAAAACCCACAGCCACCACAACAGCCACAGAAAAGCCCAGUUCUACUGCCUCUCCAACCACAGAACAACCCACAGUGACAGAAAAAUCAACCACAACCGCAGAAAGACCAACAACAACAGCAGCGGUCACAGAAAAGUCCACCACAACAACAAGUGGAGAGCCCAGUACCCCUGCAACUACAGAAAAACCUAGCACCACAACAACUGCUAAAUCCACAACAACCAUAAAAGAGCCCAUCACAACCACUACACUCACAGAGAAACCCACCACAACAGUCGCAGAGAAGCCCAGCACUACUGCUGCUACAACCACAAAGAAAUCCUCCACAACAUCUGCAAACUGCUUUCGUUGUUCUUGGUCAGUUUGGACCGACAGUCAUUACCCUGAGGACGGCAGUGACGGUGGAGAGUAUGAGCCUAUUGACAAAAUUACGAAUCCAGAUCUGAGUACUUGCAGUGAACCUCUGAAAAUAGAGUGUAGAUCAAAAGACCAUAAAGAUACACCCUUGAAUCAAAUUGGUCAGAAAUUAACAUGCAACCCAGAAGUUGGACUGAGAUGUAACAAUAAAGAUCAAGGUUUUGCUCCUCCAUGUUAUGACUAUGAAAUACGAGUCCAAUGUUGCAUCAACAUUUGUGCACCAUCAACCACAAAGGCCCCCUCCACAACACCAACCAAAGGAACCAUACCUUCAGCCACUACAACAUCUGGAUCAACAGAAAAAAUUGGCACCACCUCUGGUGCCGUCACAGAAAAUCCAACGACAACCACGCUCACAGAAGAGCCCACCACAACAACCACAACCACAGAAAAACCUGUAACAAGCACUGCUGGAACAACUCCAAAACCCACUGAAACAACACCUGAAGUUGUAACACAUACAGUGGUCACAACAGUACAAUCAACGAGCUCUGUUGUCGUUCCUACAACUACUGCAACCACAGAGAAGACCACAACAACAGCCACAGAGAAGACCAGCACUACUGCAGCCACAACCACAGAACAACCCACAGUGACAGAAGAAUCAACCACAAUCUCAGAAAAACCCACAGCCACCACAACAGCCACAGAAAAGCCCAGUUCUACUGCCUCUCCAACCACAGAACAACCCACAGUGACAGAAAAAUCAACCACAACCGCAGAAAGACCAACAACAACAGCAGCGGUCACAGAAAAGUCCACCACAACAACAAGUGGAGAGCCCAGUACCCCUGCAACUACAGAAAAACCUAGCACCACAACAACUGCUAAAUCCACAACAACCAUAAAAGAGCCCAUCACAACCACUACACUCACAGAGAAACCCACCACAACAGUCGCAGAGAAGCCCAGCACUACUGCUGCUACAACCACAAAGAAAUCCUCCACAACAUCUGCAAACUGCUUUCGUUGUUCUUGGUCAGUUUGGACCGACAGUCAUUACCCUGAGGACGGCAGUGACGGUGGAGAGUAUGAGCCUAUUGACAAAAUUACGAAUCCAGAUCUGAGUACUUGCAGUGAACCUCUGAAAAUAGAGUGUAGAUCAAAAGACCAUAAAGAUACACCCUUGAAUCAAAUUGGUCAGAAAUUAACAUGCAACCCAGAAGUUGGACUGAGAUGUAACAAUAAAGAUCAAGGUUUUGCUCCUCCAUGUUAUGACUAUGAAAUACGAGUCCAAUGUUGCAUCAACAUUUGUGCACCAUCAACCACAAAGGCCCCCUCCACAACACCAACCAAAGGAACCAUACCUUCAGCCACUACAACAUCUGGAUCAACAGAAAAAAUUGGCACCACCUCUGGUGCCGUCACAGAAAAUCCAACGACAACCACGCUCACAGAAGAGCCCACCACAACAACCACAACCACAGAAAAACCUGUAACAAGCACUGCUGGAACAACUCCAAAACCCACUGAAACAACACCUGAAGUUGUAACACAUACAGUGGUCACAACAGUACAAUCAACGAGCUCUGUUGUCGUUCCUACAACUACUGCAACCACAGAGAAGACCACAACAACAGCCACAGAGAAGACCAGCACUACUGCAGCCACAACCACAGAACAACCCACAGUGACAGAAGAAUCAACCACAAUCUCAGAAAAACCCACAGCCACCACAACAGCCACAGAAAAGCCCAGUUCUACUGCCUCUCCAACCACAGAACAACCCACAGUGACAGAAAAAUCAACCACAACCGCAGAAAGACCAACAACAACAGCAGCGGUCACAGAAAAGUCCACCACAACAACAAGUGGAGAGCCCAGUACCCCUGCAACUACAGAAAAACCUAGCACCACAACAACUGCUAAAUCCACAACAACCAUAAAAGAGCCCAUCACAACCACUACACUCACAGAGAAACCCACCACAACAGUCGCAGAGAAGCCCAGCACUACUGCUGCUACAACCACAAAGAAAUCCUCCACAACAUCUGCAAACUGCUUUCGUUGUUCUUGGUCAGUUUGGACCGACAGUCAUUACCCUGAGGACGGCAGUGACGGUGGAGAGUAUGAGCCUAUUGACAAAAUUACGAAUCCAGAUCUGAGUACUUGCAGUGAACCUCUGAAAAUAGAGUGUAGAUCAAAAGACCAUAAAGAUACACCCUUGAAUCAAAUUGGUCAGAAAUUAACAUGCAACCCAGAAGUUGGACUGAGAUGUAACAAUAAAGAUCAAGGUUUUGCUCCUCCAUGUUAUGACUAUGAAAUACGAGUCCAAUGUUGCAUCAACAUUUGUGCACCAUCAACCACAAAGGCCCCCUCCACAACACCAACCAAAGGAACCAUACCUUCAGCCACUACAACAUCUGGAUCAACAGAAAAAAUUGGCACCACCUCUGGUGCCGUCACAGAAAAUCCAACGACAACCACGCUCACAGAAGAGCCCACCACAACAACCACAACCACAGAAAAACCUGUAACAAGCACUGCUGGAACAACUCCAAAACCCACUGAAACAACACCUGAAGUUGUAACACAUACAGUGGUCACAACAGUACAAUCAACGAGCUCUGUUGUCGUUCCUACAACUACUGCAACCACAGAGAAGACCACAACAACAGCCACAGAGAAGACCAGCACUACUGCAGCCACAACCACAGAACAACCCACAGUGACAGAAGAAUCAACCACAAUCUCAGAAAAACCCACAGCCACCACAACAGCCACAGAAAAGCCCAGUUCUACUGCCUCUCCAACCACAGAACAACCCACAGUGACAGAAAAAUCAACCACAACCGCAGAAAGACCAACAACAACAGCAGCGGUCACAGAAAAGUCCACCACAACAACAAGUGGAGAGCCCAGUACCCCUGCAACUACAGAAAAACCUAGCACCACAACAACUGCUAAAUCCACAACAACCAUAAAAGAGCCCAUCACAACCACUACACUCACAGAGAAACCCACCACAACAGUCGCAGAGAAGCCCAGCACUACUGCUGCUACAACCACAAAGAAAUCCUCCACAACAUCUGCAAACUGCUUUCGUUGUUCUUGGUCAGUUUGGACCGACAGUCAUUACCCUGAGGACGGCAGUGACGGUGGAGAGUAUGAGCCUAUUGACAAAAUUACGAAUCCAGAUCUGAGUACUUGCAGUGAACCUCUGAAAAUAGAGUGUAGAUCAAAAGACCAUAAAGAUACACCCUUGAAUCAAAUUGGUCAGAAAUUAACAUGCAACCCAGAAGUUGGACUGAGAUGUAACAAUAAAGAUCAAGGUUUUGCUCCUCCAUGUUAUGACUAUGAAAUACGAGUCCAAUGUUGCAUCAACAUUUGUGCACCAUCAACCACAAAGGCCCCCUCCACAACACCAACCAAAGGAACCAUACCUUCAGCCACUACAACAUCUGGAUCAACAGAAAAAAUUGGCACCACCUCUGGUGCCGUCACAGAAAAUCCAACGACAACCACGCUCACAGAAGAGCCCACCACAACAACCACAACCACAGAAAAACCUGUAACAAGCACUGCUGGAACAACUCCAAAACCCACUGAAACAACACCUGAAGUUGUAACACAUACAGUGGUCACAACAGUACAAUCAACGAGCUCUGUUGUCGUUCCUACAACUACUGCAACCACAGAGAAGACCACAACAACAGCCACAGAGAAGACCAGCACUACUGCAGCCACAACCACAGAACAACCCACAGUGACAGAAGAAUCAACCACAAUCUCAGAAAAACCCACAGCCACCACAACAGCCACAGAAAAGCCCAGUUCUACUGCCUCUCCAACCACAGAACAACCCACAGUGACAGAAAAAUCAACCACAACCGCAGAAAGACCAACAACAACAGCAGCGGUCACAGAAAAGUCCACCACAACAACAAGUGGAGAGCCCAGUACCCCUGCAACUACAGAAAAACCUAGCACCACAACAACUGCUAAAUCCACAACAACCAUAAAAGAGCCCAUCACAACCACUACACUCACAGAGAAACCCACCACAACAGUCGCAGAGAAGCCCAGCACUACUGCUGCUACAACCACAAAGAAAUCCUCCACAACAUCUGCAAACUGCUUUCGUUGUUCUUGGUCAGUUUGGACCGACAGUCAUUACCCUGAGGACGGCAGUGACGGUGGAGAGUAUGAGCCUAUUGACAAAAUUACGAAUCCAGAUCUGAGUACUUGCAGUGAACCUCUGAAAAUAGAGUGUAGAUCAAAAGACCAUAAAGAUACACCCUUGAAUCAAAUUGGUCAGAAAUUAACAUGCAACCCAGAAGUUGGACUGAGAUGUAACAAUAAAGAUCAAGGUUUUGCUCCUCCAUGUUAUGACUAUGAAAUACGAGUCCAAUGUUGCAUCAACAUUUGUGCACCAUCAACCACAAAGGCCCCCUCCACAACACCAACCAAAGGAACCAUACCUUCAGCCACUACAACAUCUGGAUCAACAGAAAAAAUUGGCACCACCUCUGGUGCCGUCACAGAAAAUCCAACGACAACCACGCUCACAGAAGAGCCCACCACAACAACCACAACCACAGAAAAACCUGUAACAAGCACUGCUGGAACAACUCCAAAACCCACUGAAACAACACCUGAAGUUGUAACACAUACAGUGGUCACAACAGUACAAUCAACGAGCUCUGUUGUCGUUCCUACAACUACUGCAACCACAGAGAAGACCACAACAACAGCCACAGAGAAGACCAGCACUACUGCAGCCACAACCACAGAACAACCCACAGUGACAGAAGAAUCAACCACAAUCUCAGAAAAACCCACAGCCACCACAACAGCCACAGAAAAGCCCAGUUCUACUGCCUCUCCAACCACAGAACAACCCACAGUGACAGAAAAAUCAACCACAACCGCAGAAAGACCAACAACAACAGCAGCGGUCACAGAAAAGUCCACCACAACAACAAGUGGAGAGCCCAGUACCCCUGCAACUACAGAAAAACCUAGCACCACAACAACUGCUAAAUCCACAACAACCAUAAAAGAGCCCAUCACAACCACUACACUCACAGAGAAACCCACCACAACAGUCGCAGAGAAGCCCAGCACUACUGCUGCUACAACCACAAAGAAAUCCUCCACAACAUCUGCAAACUGCUUUCGUUGUUCUUGGUCAGUUUGGACCGACAGUCAUUACCCUGAGGACGGCAGUGACGGUGGAGAGUAUGAGCCUAUUGACAAAAUUACGAAUCCAGAUCUGAGUACUUGCAGUGAACCUCUGAAAAUAGAGUGUAGAUCAAAAGACCAUAAAGAUACACCCUUGAAUCAAAUUGGUCAGAAAUUAACAUGCAACCCAGAAGUUGGACUGAGAUGUAACAAUAAAGAUCAAGGUUUUGCUCCUCCAUGUUAUGACUAUGAAAUACGAGUCCAAUGUUGCAUCAACAUUUGUGCACCAUCAACCACAAAGGCCCCCUCCACAAAAAAUCCAACGACAACCACGCUCACAGAAGAGCCCACCACAACAACCACAACCACAGAAAAACCUGUAACAAGCACUGCUGGAACAACUCCAAAACCCACUGAAACAACACCUGAAGUUGUAACACAUACAGUGGUCACAACAGUACAAUCAACGAGCUCUGUUGUCGUUCCUACAACUACUGCAACCACAGAGAAGACCACAACAACAGCCACAGAGAAGACCAGCACUACUGCAGCCACAACCACAGAACAACCCACAGUGACAGAAGAAUCAACCACAAUCUCAGAAAAACCCACAGCCACCACAACAGCCACAGAAAAGCCCAGUUCUACUGCCUCUCCAACCACAGAACAACCCACAGUGACAGAAAAAUCAACCACAACCGCAGAAAGACCAACAACAACAGCAGCGGUCACAGAAAAGUCCACCACAACAACAAGUGGAGAGCCCAGUACCCCUGCAACUACAGAAAAACCUAGCACCACAACAACUGCUAAAUCCACAACAACCAUAAAAGAGCCCAUCACAACCACUACACUCACAGAGAAACCCACCACAACAGUCGCAGAGAAGCCCAGCACUACUGCUGCUACAACCACAAAGAAAUCCUCCACAACAUCUGCAAACUGCUUUCGUUGUUCUUGGUCAGUUUGGACCGACAGUCAUUACCCUGAGGACGGCAGUGACGGUGGAGAGUAUGAGCCUAUUGACAAAAUUACGAAUCCAGAUCUGAGUACUUGCAGUGAACCUCUGAAAAUAGAGUGUAGAUCAAAAGACCAUAAAGAUACACCCUUGAAUCAAAUUGGUCAGAAAUUAACAUGCAACCCAGAAGUUGGACUGAGAUGUAACAAUAAAGAUCAAGGUUUUGCUCCUCCAUGUUAUGACUAUGAAAUACGAGUCCAAUGUUGCAUCAACAUUUGUGCACCAUCAACCACAAAGGCCCCCUCCACAACACCAACCAAAGGAACCAUACCUUCAGCCACUACAACAUCUGGAUCAACAGAAAAAAUUGGCACCACCUCUGGUGCCGUCACAGAAAAUCCAACGACAACCACGCUCACAGAAGAGCCCACCACAACAACCACAACCACAGAAAAACCUGUAACAAGCACUGCUGGAACAACUCCAAAACCCACUGAAACAACACCUGAAGUUGUAACACAUACAGUGGUCACAACAGUACAAUCAACGAGCUCUGUUGUCGUUCCUACAACUACUGCAACCACAGAGAAGACCACAACAACAGCCACAGAGAAGACCAGCACUACUGCAGCCACAACCACAGAACAACCCACAGUGACAGAAGAAUCAACCACAAUCUCAGAAAAACCCACAGCCACCACAACAGCCACAGAAAAGCCCAGUUCUACUGCCUCUCCAACCACAGAACAACCCACAGUGACAGAAAAAUCAACCACAACCGCAGAAAGACCAACAACAACAGCAGCGGUCACAGAAAAGUCCACCACAACAACAAGUGGAGAGCCCAGUACCCCUGCAACUACAGAAAAACCUAGCACCACAACAACUGCUAAAUCCACAACAACCAUAAAAGAGCCCAUCACAACCACUACACUCACAGAGAAACCCACCACAACAGUCGCAGAGAAGCCCAGCACUACUGCUGCUACAACCACAAAGAAAUCCUCCACAACAUCUGCAAACUGCUUUCGUUGUUCUUGGUCAGUUUGGACCGACAGUCAUUACCCUGAGGACGGCAGUGACGGUGGAGAGUAUGAGCCUAUUGACAAAAUUACGAAUCCAGAUCUGAGUACUUGCAGUGAACCUCUGAAAAUAGAGUGUAGAUCAAAAGACCAUAAAGAUACACCCUUGAAUCAAAUUGGUCAGAAAUUAACAUGCAACCCAGAAGUUGGACUGAGAUGUAACAAUAAAGAUCAAGGUUUUGCUCCUCCAUGUUAUGACUAUGAAAUACGAGUCCAAUGUUGCAUCAACAUUUGUGCACCAUCAACCACAAAGGCCCCCUCCACAACACCAACCAAAGGAACCAUACCUUCAGCCACUACAACAUCUGGAUCAACAGAAAAAAUUGGCACCACCUCUGGUGCCGUCACAGAAAAUCCAACGACAACCACGCUCACAGAAGAGCCCCACCACAACAACCACAACCACAGAAAAACCUUUUGGACCGACAGUCAUUACCCUGAGGACGGCAGUGACGGUGGAGAGUAUGAGCCUAUUGACAAAAUUACGAAUCCAGAUCUGAGAAGCCUCAUCUACAAUAAAACAGAUGAAGAUGGCUGGUGUUUUACUGCAUAUUGCAAUUUGAACUGCAAUGUUGAGAAGCAGGACAGACUGUGUCAAUCCACUACCACACCAAAUCCAAGCAUCAGCACCACAAGCUCUGGCAUUACAACACAAACGGGCUCAACAUCUGCCGGAAAAGUAACAACAGUGAACUUCACGGACUGCUCAUAUCUCAAUCCACCAAGACAGCUUGGUGAGACUUGGAAGAGUGGCUGUCAGCAAUGUGUCUGCAGCAAUGAAACUCUGAGUGUUAAGUGUGAGCCACUACCAUGUCCCACUCAAGAACCAGUCAUCUGUACAGAAGAUGGUGAGGUGUUGGUGAAUCGGACAGUGGACUGCUGUGUGAGACAACUGUGCGAAUGUGAUAAGGGCCGUUGUUCAAUACAGAAGUGCAAACCGGGACAUGAGCUAGAGGUCCACAUGUCAAAUGACAGUUGCUGCCCCUCUUACGAGUGUGUUCCCAAAGACGUUUGUGUCUUCAAUGAUACUGAGUACAAGCCUGGUGUGAAUUUCUCCAAAGGCCCCUGUGAAUCAUGCAGAUGCACCAACAACAAGGACCCAGGCACCAUGCUGAAUGACAUUGAGUGCUAUAUGAUGUCCUGUCUUCUCAACUGUUCAGAAGGCUAUGAGUUUGAAACCAUACCUGGGCAAUGUUGUCCAUCAUGUAAAAAGACAAGCUGUGUAUUGGAGGUUCCUGGCUCUUCUUCUCCCAUAAUCAUCGAACCUUCUAAGUCUUGGUCGCCACCAAAUGACAACUGUACGAAAUAUGACUGCCAAAAAGUGAAGGAUGAGUUCGUUAGCGUAAAAAAUCAAAUCUCAUGUCCUGCAUUUGAUCCAGAGAACUGCAUACCCGGUACUGAACAAACUGACAUGAAUGGUUGUUGCAAAACCUGUACACCUCGUGACAGCUGUCAAAUGCAAAAGAACACCACCUACCUGCAGAUUAAGAACUGCAAGUCAAUUGUUGAAGUGGAAAUCACAGCCUGUGUCGGAUCCUGUGGAGCGUCAUCAUCAAUAUACUCUGCAGAGAGUAACAGUAUGAUACAUGCAUGCUCUUGCUGUCAAGAAAUUGCCACCAGUGAGAAGGAAGUGGGUAUGACCUGCACUGAUGGCAGCAAGAUAACGCACACCUACAUUUCAGUCGACAAGUGCGGUUGCCACGUCGCUGAAUGUCCUAAGGGAAUCAACGGUUAACAAGAUCUUUUAAAAGACAACAUUGAUGGCAAAGCUAGAUUGCAAAUAAGAUCUGACCAAUAUUCUUUAUUGACUUACUUAUUUAACAUUUCCUGUUUUAUUUUUAACUAUUUGAGAAUCAAGUGACACUUCUGUAAUGUUCUGGUAUAACAUGUCCUUCCCCCUUUGCCCUUAGUCUCAUAGGGAUAGAUACGUGAUUAGCACAUACCAUGGCUUCUCAUUCAGGUUUAAAAAACUGGUACCUUUUUCAAACUUUAUGAUAUGGUGAUAUUUAGUCUUAGAUGGUGCUUCUUUCUUUUACUGUUAAUGACUUGGGAGUUAAAAGGCGCAAGUAUAUCUUCAGAUUUACAGCACAAUGUAGAAAAUGAAUGUAUGAAUUUAAAAAAGAGUGAAGAAUAUCUAAGCUUUUUUGUUGAAUAUUUGAAUUGUGAAACUUCUGCAAAUCUGAACAUCUUCUGUGUCAAUAAAA
Molecule: messenger RNA, 17197 nt
Organism: Labrus bergylta (ballan wrasse)
Lineage: Eukaryota; Metazoa; Chordata; Actinopteri; Labriformes; Labridae
Source: RefSeq, a predicted model, not a curated record